CUGUGUGUCCGUUUCCAUGGAGACGGGCGCGCACACGCGCCUCGUCGCAGGGGCUGAGUUCUCACGUCGCACGGGUUUAACGUGAACGAACCUGGUGCUAUGAGGACGCGCGGGCGAGAAGGAGAGCGACGCACGCAAAUGGCUUGAAGCGAAUGUUUCGGACCUGACCUGCGUCACCGGGAUGUUUAGGAAAACGGGCCGCGUUGGUGCACCAUGAGCGGCUCGCGGGGAUUCCUCCACAAACAAAGGCCGGGCGUUUCGGCGGCACGUUAGCGGCGGCGGCGGCGAUCCGGGGAGCACGCGGCGCUCACGCAGCUCGGAGGCCCAUGAACGCAGCCUGAGAUGAUGAACCGCUACACCACCCUGAAGCAGCUGGGCGACGGCACCUACGGCAGCGUGCUGAUGGGGAGGAGCAACGAGUCUGGGGAGCUGGUGGCCAUCAAGAGGAUGAAGAGGAAGUUUUACUCGUGGGAGGAAUGCAUGAACCUGAGGGAAGUGAAGUCGCUGAAGAAGCUGAACCACGCCAACGUGGUGAAGCUGAAGGAGGUCAUCAGGGAGAACGAUCACCUGUACUUCGUCUUCGAGUACAUGAAGGAGAAUCUCUACCAGCUGAUGAAGGACAGAGAGGAUAAGAUGUUCUCAGAGAAUGAAAUUAGGAACAUCAUGUUUCAAGUGCUGUCUGGGUUGGCUUUUGUGCACAAGCAUGGUUUCUUCCACCGAGACAUGAAGCCAGAGAAUCUGCUGUGCAUGGGCCCAGAACUGGUCAAAAUCGCUGACUUUGGUCUGGCCAGAGAGAUCCGCUCCAAACCUCCGUACACAGACUACGUUUCAACCAGAUGGUACCGAGCUCCAGAGGUCCUGCUCAGGUCGUCCACCUACAGCUCCCCCAUCGAUCUGUGGGCCUUGGGCUGCAUCAUGGCUGAGCUCUACACGCUCAGACCGCUUUUCCCUGGUAACAGUGAGGUGGACGAGAUCUUCAAGAUUUGCCAAGUUUUGGGGACUGUCAAAAAGAUGGAUUGGCCAGAAGGCUACCAACUAGCUUCCGCGAUGAACUUUCGCUUCCCCCAGUGCGUACCCACCCACCUGAAGACCCUGAUCCCAAGCGCCAGCAGUGAGGCCAUCACGCUGAUGAGGGACCUGCUGCAGUGGGAUCCAAAGAAAAGACCUACAGCUGUACAAGCGCUGCGCUACCCAUACUUUCAAGUAGGUCAGGUGUUGGGACCUCGUCCUCAAAGCCAGGAGAUCAAGAAGGUCCAAGCGAAGCUGCUGGCCCAGAAGCAGAUGUCAGAGUCCAAGGUUGAGGGGUCUUCCUCCGAGUCCAAAGCCUCCACAAGCUCCUCCAAAAAUCAGCAGGAACAACAUCAGCCUCUUCAGCAGAUCCCUUUACCUCAAGCUGAAAGUAAACCAGUGGACCUCAGCCAUGCGAAAGCAGCAUCUCUGGGCAGUGAGAACGGCGGAGGGCCGGGGGCCCUGAAGAGCGGCCGCCGCCGCUGGGGCCAGGUGGCGUCCAGGACCUCAGACAGCUGGGAGGAGUCGGACCCGUCUGAGACGGCCGCCUCCACCUCCAAGAAGCCCAGUCUGGGAGACGUGGAGGAGGGGAAGAACCCGAAGGAGCUCCGGCCACAGCCCAGGGAACAGAAACCUCUGUAUUCCUUCAGCACGGUUACCAAGCUACCCAACAAUAUUAAAAUGGGCCAAAUAGACGCUAAUCUUCCAGGAUCUGCUGCCCGGCAGCACUAUCUCAGUCAGUCACGAUACCUGCCAGGCUGUAUCAGCAAGAAUCAGACAUCCUCCACCGACAAGGAGCUGAGCGGCAUGACGUUACGGGACCUGUGGGAAAACUCCUCCAACGCCGUGAAUAAGCCCCUGGCUCCCAUCGGAGCAGGAAUGUCUGUGACCAGAGCCAACGCAGAGGAGAAUCCCUCUAGUUCUGUGGAUGGCACGCCAGAGAAAGCAAUUGUGAAAGAAAGAAUACUGGAGAAAAUUGAUCUCUCCAAAGGGAACUUUAUAAGCACCAAGUACAACCUCCCCAGCGGGUACAUCCCUUCAUUCCAAAAGAAAGAGGUGGGGUCUGUGGGACAGAGAAUCCAGCUGGCCCCUCUGAGUGGACAGCACACAAUCAGUCUCUCUUCUUCUCCUGACAUUAAAAAAGACAAACCCAAAGGUGCAAAGCCCAAGUCCACGUCCAACUCAUCGUUGAGUGAAACAAAUGAAGAUUACGAAGACUGGAAGAAGAGGAGUGAGAGGCCUCAGGUGAAGGGAAACAGCUACUCGGCUCUGGGAAAAACCUCUGGGAAUCUCCUGAGCAGAGCUCCAGCGAUACAACCCGUCCACGGCCGCGUGGACUGGACAUCCAAGUACGGUGGAAAUCGGUAGUUCAGGAAGGACGGGGGUUGCCAUGGAUGCACAGAACGAACACACAACACUGGUCGCUUCCAGAAGACGUGUGCAUGACGCAUCCCAUGCACUUUGCAAAGACGCUAUUCUGUUUAGAUGUGCAGGCUCAUCUUCUCACUCUCAGUUUCUGAGAUGAAAGUUGCCAUGACGCUGAACCAGCACUGUUUCUGCUGCAAGACAAUCCCACUGGGUCCCUGAAGGAAACUGUGUGAGCCAAUUCUACUGCAGUUUAGUGUGCAGAUAAUCUGAAUAGGGUUAGGACAGGUGCCUGAAUGUGGCGUAGCUAAACUCUAGUUUUUAUUUUAUAGUAAAGUUUCACUACAUACACUACCGUUCAAAAGUUUAGGGUCACUUAGAAAUGUCCUUAUUUUUGAGAGAAAGGCACUUUUUUGCAAUGAACGAUUUAGAAAUACACUGUUUACAUCACUAAUGUGGUAAAUGACUAUUCUAGCUGGAAAUGUCUUAUUUUUGCUGCAAUAUUUACUUAGGUGUAUAGAGGCCCAUUUCCAGCAACUGUCACUGCAGCGUAGUAAUGGUACAUGUGUCUGCUCAUUGCGUCAGAAGGCCCAGAUUAUCAGAUUACCUCAACAAAUGAACAUUCAGAAUGCCAAAGGCCUGCAAUGCUGUAAUUGCUGCAAAUGGAGGAUUCUUUGACGAGAGCAAAGUUUGAGGAUUAAAAAAAAUUAUUUGAAAUACAA
Messenger RNA from Betta splendens (Siamese fighting fish), 3095 nucleotides. RefSeq names its product male germ cell-associated kinase (gene mak). Gene Ontology annotation, molecular function: ATP binding; protein serine/threonine kinase activity. The transcript has 16 exons. Lineage: Eukaryota; Metazoa; Chordata; Actinopteri; Anabantiformes; Osphronemidae. Gene Ontology annotation, cellular component: cytoplasm; cilium; nucleus. The record is from RefSeq and is a predicted model, not a curated record. The coding region runs from base 343 to 2376 and encodes 677 amino acids. Gene Ontology annotation, biological process: intraciliary transport; intracellular signal transduction; protein phosphorylation.